Molecule: messenger RNA, 1920 nt
Organism: Cyphellophora europaea CBS 101466
Lineage: Eukaryota; Fungi; Ascomycota; Eurotiomycetes; Chaetothyriales; Cyphellophoraceae
Exons: 1
Coding region: 1-1920 (639 amino acids)
Biological process (GO): regulation of DNA-templated transcription
Molecular function (GO): zinc ion binding; DNA-binding transcription factor activity, RNA polymerase II-specific
Source: RefSeq, a predicted model, not a curated record
AUGCCUACUAUACCUCCAGACGCAGUCACAUCCUGGCGAUUGAAGCCGCCGCCCUCCAAACCAACCAAGCCCAGGAUCAGGGCCUGGACACCCAAAACCAGAACUGGUUGCCUAACCUGUAAGCAACGGCGGGUCAAGUGCGACGAAACCAAGCCGAAAUGCAAACGCUGCAUCAACGGCAAUUUCCGCUGUGAAGGCUACGCCGACGCGAAGACGUGGUUAUUCGAGUCAGACUCGCUUCCUUCGAAGUCCCCAAGUACCUCGUCUUCUUCAGACUCGGAUUCUGCAUCGGAGAAUCAAGCGCUGACCGUCAUUCCAUCAAUCUUGGCCAACGAGGUCGGCAUGAGCGAACGGAGGUCUCUCAAGUACUUUACUGAACGGGCGCAGCCAGAGCUGGCCACUUUCACCUAUUCGGCAGCCCACUUCUGGAACAAUAUCAUCCCCAAACUCUACCAGACCAACUCUACCGUAAGGAGUGCUGUGAUUGCUGCGUCAUCUCUUCAUGAGGCGACGCGCCAUCGCGAUGCGGCGUCAAUGAGCCCGGCAACCAACCAACUGUAUCUGAAGCACUACUCCAAGGCCGUUCAAGACCUGACGAGGCAAGACUCGCCGCCCUCUCGAGACAUCAUUCUGAUGAGCUGUCUGAUAUUCCUCACCUGCGAGAACCUACUCGAGUCAGCCCCUGGCGUCCUCAUUCACCUUCAGGCAGGGCUCCAAGUCCUACGUGAAUGGCACAAUACAUCCAACACCCAUCCAACAGGCGCCGCUGAUUCCGUAUCGGAUGUCCUCCUCAACUACCUAGAGCCGAUCUUUGCGCGCCUUGAAGCACAGUCCUCGCUCAUCCCCAUCAUCCCCAACAAGAUCAACUUCAACGCCUACGACCUGAACUGGAAGAAGCCCGACCUCCCCAAAUCUUUUGCCAACCUCAACAUCGCUCGCAACUGUAUGCACGACGUCAUUCAAUACUGCUGGUUCCAGGGCAAGCAGUCCACCGGCCUCUUCCUCCCCUCCAACCCUGUCUACCGCCACUUCCUCUACCAACUAACACAAUGGGACGUCAUCUUCACCACCUCCUUCCCCAACCACGACUCCCCCACCUGGCCCUACUACCGCACCGCCACCGCCCUACGCAUCCACGUGCAAGCCCUCUCCCUCGCUUUCCGCCAAGAAGGCUUCCAGGACCCGACCUGGAUCGACAGCCAGUACGACCACAUGGCCUCCAUAGUCGACAGAGCCGAAGACAUCAUCCUCGCGGGCCUCCCGCCCCGCAACAAACUGACCUACGGCUUCGACGACAUCUGGACGCACGACUUCUGCCUGCAGCCGCCCUUGAUGCUGCUAGCCUUGCACUGCCGGCACCCCCUCCUCCGGCGCCGCGUCGUGCACCUCAAACGCCUGCACCACUGCUGGUACGAUACCAACGAGUCCUACAUGGCCUGCAACUCGGCGCGCAUGCUGCAAAUGGUCAUGAAUAUCGAGGAGCGCGGUCCGCUCGAACCACCUCGCUCCGACGACAACGAACACGGAUGUUCCCUCAACGAAUCCCUCCCUCCUUCCUCCUCUUUCUCCUCCUCCUACCCCGACCCGAACGCAUCCGCAAAAGUCUCCACCGUCCCUAUCGCGCACCGCAUCCGCCCCCUCCGCGUCAUCCUCAACAUCCCCUACAAGGUCGCCCUGGAAUACAACUACCUACGCGAUCCGCCCCCAAAUCCACUCGACCCGCAGCAGGGACGGGGCAGCGUGCUGCUGGAGACCCUCGACGUUCCAAGCUGGGCGCCCCCACCGAUCCCGUACGUCGUGCUGUUCCCCUUUGCGGAGAUGAUCGUGCACGGCAAUUUUCAGGGCAUGAUUCGCCCCGUCAGAGAGCAUUGUCUGUGUCGGAGUCUUGGGGGGCCGCAGGAACGGAUGUGGCGGGAAUAG